Molecule: messenger RNA, 1429 nt
Organism: Melampsora larici-populina 98AG31
Lineage: Eukaryota; Fungi; Basidiomycota; Pucciniomycetes; Pucciniales; Melampsoraceae
Exons: 6
Coding region: 94-957 (287 amino acids)
Biological process (GO): fatty acid elongation, polyunsaturated fatty acid; fatty acid elongation, saturated fatty acid; very long-chain fatty acid biosynthetic process
Cellular component (GO): endoplasmic reticulum membrane
Molecular function (GO): fatty acid elongase activity
Source: RefSeq, a predicted model, not a curated record
CAAAGACGAAAAUCAAGAAAACCAAAAAACCUACCUCAACUUCAACUUCACCACCUUCAUCAAACCAAUCAAUCAUCUUUAAAAAGUUUUACAAUGACAUUACUUUGGGAUUUAUCUACUAAAGUCUUUGAUCAAUUACCUACCAUUUCAGAUUCUUAUACUCAAUGGAUCCCUCCUCAAUCUCCUCUAUCGACUCCUUCUUCUGUCUUUGCUGCGAUGAUCACUUAUCUUGCUGUAAUCUUUGGUGGUCAAAAGUUAAUGGCCGAUCGAAAACCAAUGCAAUUAAGACCACUCUUUAUGCUUCAUAACCUUUUGUUAUCGGCUGGAUCUCUUUGGCUCUUAGCUUUGAUGAUUGAACAAGUAGCUCCGAUUGUUUCAAACCAUGGUUUCUUUUACGCUAUCUGUCACGUUAAUGCAUGGACUCCAGAACUCGUCACACUUUAUAUGAUCAAUUACUAUUUCAAGUAUUGGGAAUUAGCAGAUACAUGUUUUUUAGUAGCCAAGAAGAAAAGUCUUCAAUUCUUACACGUCUUUCAUCAUACUGCAACAGCUGUUUUAUGUUUUACUCAAUUAGGUGGUAGAACAUCAGUCAGUUGGGUUCCGAUUGUAGCUAAUCUAACCGUUCAUGUGAUUAUGUAUUACUAUUAUUUCACAACUUCUGCUUUUCCUGGUUAUAAACCUUGGUAUAAGAAAGCCUUGACUUCAUUACAAAUCAGUCAAUUUGUCAUUGAUCUCUUUAUUGUUUACUUUGCCUCAUACUCAUACUUUGCUGCUGAAUAUGGAGAUUGGCCAACAAUGGGAACUUGUACCGGUACAGAAGGAGCUGCCCUGUUUGGUUGUGCUUUACUGACCUCUUACUUAUUUUUGUUUAUUGCUUUCUAUCGUAAGACUUAUAAACAAAAUGUUGCAGCAAGAAAUGCGGCAUCUAAACAAACUAGAGUGUUGGCUACUAAAUGAUAAUUUAACUCUAGACCCUUUUAACCGUUUUUCUUUUAAUUCUUUUUCUUUUUGGUGAUAUAUAUAGAUGGAUUCCGAUCAGGUGUUUUCUUUUGAUGUUUUCUUUUUUUCUUUUAAAGUACUCUUCUUCUUCUUCUUCUUCUUCUUUAAAUUAGUUGAUUUUAUUUCUUUGGUUUAAAUCAGUAGUAGAAGUAAACCUCUUAUCCGUAACCAAACCCUUUCCUUUUGUUUUUCUUUUUUUAAACUUUCUAUGAAUUCCUUUUUUUUGUUUUUGCUUUUUUGUUUUUGACUUUUAUUUUUAUUUUAUUUACCUUUUUUUUUUGUCUUUUUGGUUUUCUUUUUAUCUCUUCUGCAUCCUCUUGGUUUUAUGAUUCUUUUUUUCUUUUCUUCUCUCUUUCUCUCUCUCUCUUUAUGAUUUCUUUUCAUGAAAACCUACUAAAAACUUAAUUUAAAGAUGAUUUUUUUUUUUUGG